Messenger RNA from Candidozyma duobushaemuli, 2946 nucleotides. RefSeq names its product phosphatidylinositol 3-kinase (gene VPS34). Gene Ontology annotation, biological process: autophagy of peroxisome; phosphatidylinositol-mediated signaling; endocytosis. Gene Ontology annotation, molecular function: 1-phosphatidylinositol-3-kinase activity. NCBI's taxonomy places the organism in Eukaryota, Fungi, Ascomycota, Pichiomycetes, Serinales, Metschnikowiaceae. The transcript is spliced from 2 exons. The record is from RefSeq and is a predicted model, not a curated record. Bases 1 to 2946 code for a protein of 981 amino acids. Gene Ontology annotation, cellular component: phagophore assembly site; peroxisome; endosome.
AUGUCACAGGGAGGCGCCCAGACCGUGGAGGCGCCAGAUGCAGGACUUCUGCUGCUCCUGUCGACCAACACUGCCACUUUCGGGCUUUCCAAGCACCUCCUGAUCCCCCUUUUCGUGAAAAUCCGCUCCCUAGAAACAACCCACAAGUUCAAACCCGCCUCCAGCUCCGCAAAAUACAAAAACCCGGACCUCUUCCAGGUGCUUUCCAAGAUCCUGGCAAGCUCAGACUUGUUUGUGAAAGUGGAGGUGCUCGAUGGAAACAACAAUCGCAUAAUUCCUCCAGUCCAGACGCCGUAUAGGCAGUUUCUGGGUAAUAGGCGGAUCUGGGAUGCUGUGAUGAAGCUCCCGAUUCUCUACAGCCAGCUCGACUACAGCGCAUACUUGAGAUUUGAGCUUUUUGAGAUUGUCCAGACAAAACCGGUCCACUUUGCGGAAGGUAGACUCUCUUUGUUUAACCAUGAAAACGGGUCCCUCAGGAAGGGCACCUACAAGGUUCCGAUUAACAAGGAUUCUCCCGCUGUCAACUAUAAAACCGAAUUUUGCACCACACCGCUCGAAGAUAGAAUGAUCAAUUACGAAAACGGCGCUCUCAAGAAGGAACCAUGGCUAGAUUCUCUCCUGCUUCCGAUUGCAGAAAAGCUCAAACAGCAGGAAACGUGUCCCGGCGACGCACCAUACCAUCUUUUCGUGGAGCUUCCGAACUUCUCCCUUCCAAUUGUAUUCCUGGACAUCACCUAUGAGCUUCCUACCAUGGAAAUGCUACCCCAGGCUGAUUUUGACAAGACGCAAUUGGGUACCGAGAACGCAGGUGCCAUGGUUCUCACGUCUGUGGACUUGACGCCACGGAAAUUAUACGACCCUGACUUUGAUUUUCUGACUCUCCACAAUUUCAACACUACUGGCGAGGCCUCGGUUCCUGGAAGUGCUGGAGUCCCUGGGCAAUCAGGAGGAAGCAUGACUCGCAGAGCACCACUUGAUCCAAUUGAGAAAAAAUUCAACAUUCUCUCCACCAGCGUCAACAACAACUCCUUGCUAGAUAAGGAGGUCAAGCCGUCACCGCAGGACCGUGACGAGUUGGGCAAGAUCUUGAGAAAACCACUGAGCGCCAUUUUGGCCGAUAACGAGAAACGCAUUCUUUGGAAGUACAGGUACUACUUCUCAAAAAAUCUGGGCGACGAAUCGCAAAUAUCAGGUCCCCUACAGAGUCAGCGCCAGUUCUUGACCAAAUUCUUCAAAUGCUUCAACUGGGAAAACGAGCAGGAGCUUGACCAUGCAAUGAAGGAGAUUUUGCCAUACUGGAGCGUUGAAAAGAUCGAUAUGGGCGACGCUCUAGAGCUUCUCAGCAACCAGUUCAAUCCUCAUAACCUUACAGCGGCUCUUAGACGUCGUUUGGUUGACACCUCUGGAACCAGCAGGGAUAUCAACACAGCAGAGGAGCAAAAAAUCGAAAAGAUUUUUAAAUCGGCCAUGAAACUACGUGAGUUUGCAGUGGACAGACUCAAAUUGGCCUCAGCAGAUGAGCUUUUGUUGUACCUUCUCCAACUCGUUCAGGCACUCAAGUACGAGGUCAUUGAAGAAAACCCUAAUUUGGAGAAGGCACCGCUAGCCAAAUUUUUGCUCCAACGGUCAGUGGAAAAUGGUAUUCUCGGAAACUUCUUUUACUGGUAUGUGAAGGUUGAAAAUGAGGACCAGCUCAAUGGGGGAGAGGUUGUUCCUCAGUCGAAAGCUGUCAAUGGUGCAAUUUACGGAGUUGUGCUCAACACGUAUAUUGAAAAGCUCAGGUCCUUCUGUCAAAAGACCAAACUGCCACAGUAUAAGUAUUUGAAAAGGCAGAUUGCGUUUAUUAAGAAGCUCACCAGCUUGGUGGAGAAGAUUCGAACAACAUUCAAGAGAAAUGAGGCAACAGCAAAGAAGGUCCAGUUCCUCAGAGAGUACCUUGCAGACCCUCUGAAUGAAAUGCUUCUGUUUCCUGACCCUUUCCCACUUCCACUCGAUCCAUCCGUCAUCAUUUGUGGAUGCCAUCCAGAAGAGUCUUCCGUUUUCAAGUCUUCUUUGGCACCACUUAAAAUUACCUUCAAAACAAUAACCAACUUCAAGGAACGCCUGUUGUCAUCGCAUUCCUCCCAAAUCUUCGGGGGAACCAAGAAACACAAGUAUGGAAAGUACCUGCUCAUGUUCAAGAUUGGAGACGACUUGCGUCAGGAUCAAUUGGUCAUCCAGAUCAUCAACCUCAUGGACCAGCUUUUGAAGAACGAGAAUUUGGACUUGAAGCUCACUCCAUACAAGAUUUUGGCAACAAGCCCAGUCGCUGGUCUCAUUCAGUUUGUGCCCAAUGAAACGCUAGAUGCGGUUUUAUCUGCAACAUAUGACAAUGCUGCUCCUAGCCAAAGUGCCACUACAGCAAAUGGUAUUCUUCGGUACCUCCAACUUCACAGCAGAAUGUUACACCACGAAGAACCGGAAUCACAGAGUGUUCUCGGGAAAAAGAAAAAUAGCAUACCCCUGCAAGAUCAGGAACAUGCUGUUUCCAGUGAUUUAGGCAUUUCGCCAACUCUCAUGGACAACUACGUGAAGUCAUGCGCUGGUUAUUGUGUUAUUACCUAUCUUCUCGGUGUGGGCGAUCGACACUUGGAUAAUUUGCUUCUUUCACCCAACGGCAAAUUUUGGCACGCCGAUUUUGGCUAUAUUCUCGGUAGAGACCCCAAGCCUUUCCCACCAUUGAUGAAGCUUCCUAUCCAAGUGGUUGACGGAAUGGGCGGAAUGACCCACGAGAACUUCAACAUCUUCAAGAACUACUGCUUCAUCACGUACACGACGCUCAGAAGAAACAGCAACUUGAUUUUGAAUCUCUUCCAGUUGAUGUUGAAUGCGAAUAUACCUGAUAUCCAGAUCGAUCCAAAACGUGCGGUGGAGAAGCGUCAACGCUUUCUUGCCGGUUGUCAUUGA